AUGGGCCACGGCCAUCACAAUAUCCGCUUCGAUGGCGAUCCGCACGCUCUGUCGGGCGCCUGGAGCCCGCCGACGAGCCGAGCAAACUUCUGCGAGGAAGACUACGGCUUGACUUUUUACGUGGCCGAAUUCAUCAAUUCAGUGACAAAUAUUGCCUACGUGUACUAUGCGUUGAAAUACAUGUACGGCCCAGGAAGCCGCGGCCUGUGGCGGCCCAACCUCGACUUCAUGUCCGUCACCCUCUUCAUCCUCGGCAUCGGCUCCUUUCUCUUCCACGCCAGCCUGCGCCAGACGCUCGAGUUCGUCGACGAGCUCUCCAUGAUGGGGCUCAUCUGGUCGAUGCUGCAGGCAACCCUCACCGUGCGCCAGACGCCCGCCGCCGCCCGACUCAUCUCCGCCGGCCUGGCCGUCUUCUUCGUCUCGUUUACCGUCUUUUACCUGCGCUCCCCGCUCAUCAUCUACCAGGUCGUGGCCUUUCUCAGCGGCGUCGGCGUCCUGAUCUUGCGCGUGCUCUACCUCUUUCACUGGAUGCAGCCGGCGUUCCCCGAGGCCAAGAGGCGCGCCUGGCGCAACACUUCCAUCGUGUCGCUGCUCAUCUGCGUCGCCGGCUACGCCAUCUGGAACGUCGACCUCGAGUACUGCCAGAUGCUGCGGGACAUUCGCCAGCAGGUCGGCCUGCCGUGGGCCUGGCUCUUUGAGUUUCACGGAUGGUGGCAUGUCCUCACAGCCAUUGGUGCCGCAAAGUUCAUCACGGUCGCGAGGGAAGUGCGUGAGGAGGUCAGGCGCGAACAAAAGAAGGAGUAA
This is a messenger RNA of Cordyceps militaris CM01, 804 nucleotides long. Its product is annotated as alkaline ceramidase family protein. The transcript is spliced from 3 exons. Lineage: Eukaryota; Fungi; Ascomycota; Sordariomycetes; Hypocreales; Cordycipitaceae. Gene Ontology annotation, biological process: ceramide biosynthetic process; ceramide catabolic process. Gene Ontology annotation, cellular component: endoplasmic reticulum membrane. The record is from RefSeq and is a predicted model, not a curated record. The coding region runs from base 1 to 804 and encodes 267 amino acids.